Molecule: messenger RNA, 3084 nt
Organism: Sphaeramia orbicularis (orbiculate cardinalfish)
Lineage: Eukaryota; Metazoa; Chordata; Actinopteri; Kurtiformes; Apogonidae
Gene: foxn4
Product: forkhead box N4
Exons: 10
Coding region: 847-2394 (515 amino acids)
Biological process (GO): regulation of transcription by RNA polymerase II
Molecular function (GO): transcription cis-regulatory region binding; DNA-binding transcription factor activity, RNA polymerase II-specific
Source: RefSeq, a predicted model, not a curated record
UACAAGCACUUCCCCAUUAAAAAAAAGUUCACACUCACAUACACAGAUGCCACCACAAGUAGGGACUCACAUCGCCUUAGACCUGACCGAGGGAGCUUACAUGGAAUAACCUGAGAGGAGAAUAGUGAAGAAAAUGGACAUACUAUGACUUUUUUUUUUUUUUUUUUUUAAGUUUUUUAAAAAUAAUAAUGCAGAUGUUUAUUAUGCAUAGCCAGGUUUAACUAUUUGAUAUACUUUUUUCCGUACAUGGUCAAAGUAUCUGAGCAGGAUAUAGGCCUAAAUGUAUUUUGUGUUUUAUUCAAACGCACAGACGCACCUGUGUGGAACUGGAGUUCAAUGCACAUCAGGAAGUUAAAGGACCUUCCUGCAGAAAUAUCAACGUAUCUCCUCGGUCCUGAUCCAAUCAGAAGACUAAUCCAUCUGAAUGGAGUAUGCCCUGAUAUUUAAUGCACUGAUCCUAGUGUUGUUUCUGCUGUUGGAUGUCGUGGAGGAGUUGACUGCAGCCUUAUUGUGAUCCAAAACCCAAAACUCUGAGAGAACAGCAAACUCUCAUCCUCGUAUCUAUGUGUUAUUACAGUAGCUUUGGGAACUCUGGAUAUUGUCGGGACUGUUACCAGGCACUGCAUUAAACAGUUGUCAAACUCAUGGGAUCCUGCCCCUCGGGCGCCUGGGAGCUCCUCUGAGGUCUCCACUGCGCAUGACAGAGCGCUGGACAGCUCCAGAGAGGGAAAUUUAAAAACGGUUUUGGAGAAUCAAGUGCAACUCAGUGAAUACAGUACAGGAGCUCACACAGGCUCACACUAUCUACAAUAUCACCAAAAACAGAGACACCACAUAUCCCAGGAAAUGAUAGAAGGUGGAAUUACAUCCAGGAUGUCAGGAAUACUUGAGAAUGCUGGGCAUCAUCCGUCUCCACAAGACUACAGGCUUCUGACCACGGACCCCUCCCAGCUGAGGGAGGAGGACCUCCCUGGGGACCUGCAGUCUCUGUCAUGGCUCACCUCUGUGGAUGUACCCCGACUACAGCAGAUGGCUGAUAGCCGAGGCCACAGUAACGGGCCCUCCCAGGGCAGCCUGUUGGAGCAACAGACAGCUCAGAUGAACAGCAUGACAAUGACAGCGGGGCAGGGCUCCAUGCUUCACCUGCAGAGCAACAUGCAGCACAGCCCUCUGGGAAUCAGCAUCAUCAACACCCACAGUGGAAGUAUGUCUCCAUUCUCCAUGAGUGGGAUGCCCUCUCCAGGAUACCAGUGUCCUACCUCAGUCUACCAGCCCACACCCCAGCAGGUGUACUCUCUAACCCAAACUGGGCAACAGUGUGCAGCCAGUGGACUUUAUAGCAAUGUCUCUUUCAACAACCAAAGUCUAUUCACACAACCUCGCCUUGCUCCACAAGACCAGGAGCUGCAGCCCAAGACUUUCCCCAAACCAAUUUACUCCUACAGCUGCUUGAUUGCCAUGGCUCUAAAGAACAGCAAAACUGGAAGUCUACCAGUCAGUGAAAUCUAUAGCUUUAUGAAGGAACACUUUCCUUAUUUUAAGACAGCACCUGAUGGAUGGAAGAACUCAGUCCGACACAACCUGUCCUUAAAUAAAUGUUUUGAAAAAGUGGAGAACAAGACAAGCAGCUCAUCCCGAAAAGGCUGUCUGUGGGCACUGAACCCUGCCAAAAUUGAUAAAAUGGAAGAAGAGAUGCAGAAGUGGAAACGCAAGGACCUCCCAGCAAUCCGUCGCAGCAUGGCUAACCCUGAUGAACUGGACAAACUGAUCACAGACCGUCCAGAAAACUGCAGACGCAAGGCUUUAGAUCCAGCCCUGACCCGGCUUCCCAGCUGUCCCUCUGGCCUCCCGCUGCCUGUCCCGGCCCAGAUGCAGUCCCAGCCCAUAGUCACCCUGUCUCUGCCAUGUCUACCCAUGCACCAACACCACCAGCUCCAGGCCCAGCUCCAAGCUCAGGCCCGGCUGGCCCCCAUGUCCCCUGCCCCGGCCCAGACGCCCCCCCUCCACACAGUCCCAGACCUUUCCCACAGUCCGCUCACCCAUCAGCCCAGCAAGCCCUCUGAAGACUUCUACAGUGUCCAUGGAGACUCACACACAGAGGUGGAUGCCCUGGACCCCAGCAUCAUGGACUUUGCCCUUCAAGGCAACCUAUGGGAAGAAAUGAAGGACGACAGCUUUAACCUGGAUGCUUUGGGCACCUUCAGUAACUCACCCCUCCGACUAUCAGACUGUGACUUGGGAUCGGCGAGCCUCCCUCCUGCCUCCAGCGGAGCGAACCUGCCGCUGUCAGACGUGCAGGUGACGGGCCUCUACACCUCCUACAGCUCCCAGGAUCCCCUCUCUUCCCAGUACAUGGGCUCAGCUGCCAACAGCAAGCCGAUUGUCCUGCUUUAAAGCCACUGAAAAAAGAUGAGCUGAACUGUCUCUAAAACAUGAUUCACUCAACUGUCUGGAUUUCUGUGGAUGCCCAUUGAAGAAGUCUAAAGUUCAUUAUGUGAUACAAAGUACUAAUCAGUUGGAAUCUAUCUGAAGAGGAACACUUUUUUUUUGCCACGACCCACAAGAAAACAGAAGGCAUAAAUAGUGGUGGCUGUAGAAAAAAGUAUGUAAGACUAUGUAUGACUUAUAGGUUUUGACUUUGCCAAGCAAAGACUCAAAGCCUGUGUAAGUAUGAAAACUCUAUGUGGAGAAGUAUGUGUAUGUUAGUAUCCACCAGUUUUUCUGCGUUUUAAAGUCCUGCCAUACUGUAGCUCCCGGUUUCCUGUCUGUUUUGUAUUGUGCUAGACAUUAUUGCUGUGAUGUUUUAUUUAUAUUUAUAAAAGGCAGCUGGAGAAGGUGAUGAUUUUAUCAAUCUUUUGCUGUAUAUAUUUGAAUGUCUCAAACUGCUAUUGCCACAGAAAAGCUUUCUUUCAAUUGUAUUUACCCACUUCAUCUCAUUAUACUGAUGCGUGCCAACACAAAAAUGAGCCAUUUAAUCCAGAUUUUACACAUUAUUCAUAUUCGCAGUGGUUUAACAUGUAUGACAGUUACAUGUAUAUUAUGUUCAUUAACUUGAUCAUAAUAAAAAUCACAUGGGUAAAUAAA